This is a messenger RNA of Glycine soja, 2883 nucleotides long. RefSeq names its product formin-like protein 11. The coding region runs from base 363 to 2750 and encodes 795 amino acids. Gene Ontology annotation, molecular function: actin filament binding. The transcript has 4 exons. Gene Ontology annotation, biological process: actin nucleation; actin cytoskeleton organization. The record is from RefSeq and is a predicted model, not a curated record. NCBI's taxonomy places the organism in Eukaryota, Viridiplantae, Streptophyta, Magnoliopsida, Fabales, Fabaceae.
AGAUAAAAGCAAUAAGUCAAGGUCAUGUGGUCCAGUGGGAAGGAUCUUCCCACUGUUAUGCAUUAAUAGUACUGUUACAGUGUUAUGUUAUGCAUAUAGGGUGGAAUUGAUUAUGGUGAGAACUGAGACGGGAUUGAGUUCCCUGAUUAGGAACUAAAGAAGGAGCAAUACAACAACAACUGCCAGGUUCAGGGAUUCCUUGGAGUAGCAUUAAAGAUACAGUUCUGGAUCUUCUUCUCCCAAAUAACAAGUCUUUUUUUUCUCUCCUAGAAAAAGUAAAUGGAACAAAAAAAAAAAAAAGAUUUUAAAGAGGGAAAAGGUGCAUAUUGAUGUCUUGAGAGAGAACUUUUUGUUGGCAGCAAAUGGGUCUUGAUUCUCAGGCUCACAGCAUGGUUUUUAUCAUUACCAUAUUGAUAUUCUUGUCAUUGCAAAAUGCAGCAGGAAAUGAAAAUCAGAUUGAGACAAUCUCAGGAAUGGAUGAGAAUGAAAACAAGCAAACUCCUAUAGUGGAAAACUUUAGAACUUUGCUUGGACUCAACAUGUUCAACACAAGAAAGCCAUGCUAUAAUGUUGCUGACUCUAACUUUGUGUCCCUCUCACCUUCUCUGUCACCCUACACCGAAGCUGAGGCUCUGGCUCCGGCUCCGGCUUCGGAGCUGCACGUGCACCCUCAUUCCUAUCACUCACAUAGGAACUUGCCACUUCACAAGAUUCUAAAAGAAGAUAAAGGCAUGGCAAAAAGAACAACAAUAGUAGCUGUUGUAGUACCUGGUGGAGUUGCUACCUUAAUUUGUGCACUUGGGUGUGUCUGUGUUUGCAAGAAAUUCAGAAAUCACAAAAGGAAACCCAAUAGGACAAUGCCACUCUUCAGCAAGAACGAAAGAACAGGAUGUACGUCUACGUACCAAAAUUCAUCAAGCAAUGUGAGUUUAAACUCUGCCCCUGAUCUGUUUUACCUCACUUGUUUGAAACAAACUUGUGACACACAAAAUAGAAGUACUUCAACCCAUGAUUCCCCCAAACGUACAAUUUAUGAGAAGAAAGUGUUGCGUAAAGAAGAAUAUGACAAGGCUAGCACUAGUAGCUCUUCCACAAAGGAAAUUCUCUCUGUUCAUGAGGAUUUGGAAUAUCAAUGUGGCAAAGCUUCAUCUGGAGAAAAAACUGUCCUUCGAGGAUGCCAUAGCCUUCCAUCAGACAACGAAAGUUUUCAUUCAUGUUUUGAUACUCACUCAUCAGUAAGUGAAACAGAAACAUUGUGUCUCUCUCCUAGAAAUUCAAUCUCUUCAACAAAUCAAUUUCCUUGCCCCCCUCAGAAUUCAACUACAAAGGUAAAACUAAAACCUAACCAAUCGCAAUCACCAUGCAUUCCGCAACAAGAUGAACAAAAGAAGAUUCAAACUUGUCAACCUAGCAUUCCUCCCCCACCAUGUCCACCUCCAUUUUUGAAAGGAAACAUUAACAGUGCAAUCAAAACUCCACCUUCUCUACUUCCUCAAGGUAAGGGUGGAAGUUCUCCACUGCCAAAACUCAAACCACUUCACUGGGACAAAGUAAGAGCCACGCCAGAUCGAACAAUGGUGUGGGAUAAGCUACGAACAAGCUCAUUUGAGUUGGACGAGGUAAUGAUCGAGUCACUCUUUGGCUACAAUUUACAAAACUCAGUGAAGAACGACGAAACAAAGAGCAAAACCCCGUCUCCUAGCAAGCAUGUACUUGAGCCAAAACGGUUUCAAAACAUAGCAAUUCUCUCCAAAGCUCUAAAUACCACAGCUGAACAAAUAUGCGAAGCCCUGAUACUAGGGAAAGGCUUGUCUUUGGAACAACUAGAGGCACUGGUGAAAAUGGUACCCACGAAGGAAGAAGAGGCUAAGCUCUUAAGCUACAAAGGAGACGUCAAUGAACUAGGGUCUGCUGAAAAGUUUGUGAGAGCAAUGCUUAGCGUACCAUUUGCCUUUCAACGAGUGGAAACCAUGCUUUACAGAGAGACUUUCGAAGAUGAACUAUUUCACCUCAGUAACUCUUUUUCAACGCUAGAGGAAGCGUGCAAGGAACUAAGGUCAAACAGGUUCUUCUUGAAAUUGCUGGAAGCAGUGCUGAAAACAGGAAACCGCAUGAACGUUGGGACAAUCAGGGGAGGUGCCAGAGCCUUCAAACUCAACGCCCUUCUGAAGCUUGCUGAUGUUAAAGGAACAGAUGGUAAAACAACCUUGCUCCAUUUCUUUGUUAAGGAGAUUGUUCGCUCGGAAGGAAUCAAGGCUUCAGAGAGGAUCAUGGGGCAGAAAAGCGAAAACAGAACGGAGGAAGAGAAGGAAGAAAAUUAUAAAAGAAUAGGACUAGAACUUGUUUCUGAUCUAAGUGCUGAGUUAUGCAAUGUUAAGAAGACAGCCACAAUUGACUUGGAUGUUCUUGCAAGCUCUAUCUCAAACCUAUCAAGUGGAGUGGCUAACAUGCAGAACCUGGUAAAGGGUCUUUUGUGUGAGGAUGAAAAGAGUGAGAGCUUUGUCAUUUCUAUGAAGUGGUUUCUGAACUAUGCAGAGAGAAAGGUACAGGACCUGCAAGGAUGUGAAGGGAGAGUCAUGGCUCGUGUCAAAGAAAUAACAGAGUAUUUUCAUGGGGAUGAGAGUAAAGAAGAGUCGAAUCCACUUCGAAUCUUUGUGAUCGUGAGGGACUUUCUGGAGAUGGUAGAUAAUGUUUGCAAUGAGCUUAAAAGGUCGUCUACGAAAUCACCUCGCACCAUUCGGUUACAGUAGAGAAUCUCCUUGUUGUGUGUUUAAAUGUUUUGGAAUCAUGGUUAUAAUUUGAUUAUUUGAACGUAAACAUCGUGUUUGGGAAUUUAUAUAUAUUAGAAAAUGAGGAAUGCCAGUGGUUAUAAUUUUUUUAAAA